Molecule: messenger RNA, 999 nt
Organism: Chenopodium quinoa (quinoa)
Lineage: Eukaryota; Viridiplantae; Streptophyta; Magnoliopsida; Caryophyllales; Amaranthaceae
Exons: 5
Coding region: 5-643 (212 amino acids)
Biological process (GO): regulation of root meristem growth
Molecular function (GO): growth factor activity
Source: RefSeq, a predicted model, not a curated record
UUUUAUGCUUCUUCUCUUUUUUCUUUUUUUUCCUAGACCAUCAAAAAUAAAAAAUAAAAAAAAUUGCGUUAGAAGAAAAAUGAGAAAAUUUGUUUCCUUAAGAUUGACUAGCUUAAUUUUGGCUGUUUUUCUUCUUAUGCAUGCUCUAAGAAAUUCCUUAGCUCAUGCUCAUCAAGCUAAGGUAUCGAAUGCCCUAUUGAGGAAAAAUCAAGUUUUUGCAAGAAAGGAACUUGGUGAAUCCAAUAAUCAUGUCGAAAAGGCAAGAAAAGAAGCUAUGGUAGGAGGAAGGAAAAUGAUGAUUACUCACCAUGAAGUUCAAGAGGAUGAUCAUAUGGCAACAACGAAGAAGAAUCCAACUCCGGUGCUCUCAGGAAAUGAUCAAGAGAGAAAUGCUUUGAAGAUCAACUCUUCUGUGAGAUUUCAUGAUAAAUCACACAAUAAGUUAGAGAAGAAGGCAACACUAAGCAACACCAACAAGGCAAAAACUACUCAAGAUUACUAUACAAAAGCUAAAAAAGAUGAUGAAUCAAAGAGACUCUUAGAAGCGGCUAAAGAGAUUAUGAAGCUAAUGCAUAAAGAUUACCGAGGAAGGGGAAGACCUAAGAGAAGGCCACCCAUUAACAACCAUAAUCCCAGACACUAAAACAAAAUUAGCUCUUAAUUAACCUCAGUUAGGUUUUAAGGUUCACAAUUUUGACCCUUUGUAGCUAGUGAAUCUUUAAUCUUCACUGAGUAUAUAGUCCUGUAUUAUUUGCCUUUUUUUUUUUUUUUUUUUUUUUUUUUGCGGCUUGCUUUGCAACUUAUUUCUAGUUAUUUUAGAUUAAUGUAUUAGGCUAUAAAAGGAACAUAGUAUAGGUCAUGGUCUUACAUGACAUAUAUAGCAGCACAGUUUUUUGUUAGGAUUUUGUACAAUAUAUAUGCUCAACUUCUUCCUUUGUAUCAAGUUUAGCGGAAUUAAAUAAUACGAAGUAGUAUCUGUGUUACUCAGAUGGUAUUGCU